Molecule: messenger RNA, 975 nt
Organism: Glycine soja
Lineage: Eukaryota; Viridiplantae; Streptophyta; Magnoliopsida; Fabales; Fabaceae
Exons: 2
Coding region: 1-975 (324 amino acids)
Source: RefSeq, a predicted model, not a curated record
AUGGUUAGGACUAGAGGAUUAGGCCAUGCCUUAGGUAGGGUUGUUGAUAUAGGUCUGGGGAGAGGGGAUCAUCAAGAUUCUGACGGUGCUCCCCAGCGUCGAAGGCCAACCACAUCGGCACGCAGGCGACCGGUACUUGUCAUUGUUGUCGAGGAUGUACUUGCAGACUCGCUUGCGGUACCAGAGGUUGAGCCUGUUGUAGCUGGCGAUGCGCCCAUGGUAGAUGCUGAUGCACAAGACACUGGUGCAGAGACUGACGCACAAGAUACCGGUUCAGAGGAUGAUGCAGAUGAGCUUGAGGGAUUUCCUGGUGGACCCAGGGACCCAUCAGUGCUUACGGAGUAUGCUGAGCAUGUUGCAGCCAGUGAACGUCUUGAGUUGAAGUUAUCCUCCCACGGGAGAAAGGUGCAUAACUUAGGCAUGCCUGUUCCUACAAUUGAAAAGAUGGUUGCUGGGAUAGAAUUAAGUCCUUUGAUCGUGUGUUCAGUAGACACCGGUGAUCGGGGACUUAUAUCCUCGGGAGACGAGUAUUUUCCAUCUUCCAGUGGGGGAGGUAUCCAUCAUGUUGGACGACGUCGUGUCUCUUCUUCAUCUGUCGAUCGUUGGCGCAUUCAUGACUUUCAGCCUCUGCACAGCGACGAGGCAGUGCUGCUGUUGGUUGAGUUACUGAUGGUCUCACCAGAGGUAGCCAUGGUCGAGACAGGACACUGUGGUGGACUAUACGCACACCUGCAGUGGCUACGAGACGUAUACCAGUGUAGAUGUCAAAUCCAGCACUGGACAGCUAUAGCUCGUGCUUAUCUUCUGCAUCUUCUGGGUUGCACUCUUUUUGCUAAUAAGAGUGCAACCCAUGUUCAUGUUGUACACUUAUACGCCCUACGUGACCUCACUCUUACUAGGAGGUAUGCAUGGGGAGCUGUUGGCCUCGUCCAUAUGUACGAUCAGCUUAAUGAUGCCAGUAUCAGCACCAACUGA